Lotus japonicus is the source of this 2601-nucleotide messenger RNA. RefSeq lists its product as uncharacterized. The transcript has 6 exons. Gene Ontology annotation, biological process: DNA integration. The coding region runs from base 1 to 2601 and encodes 866 amino acids. Lineage: Eukaryota; Viridiplantae; Streptophyta; Magnoliopsida; Fabales; Fabaceae. The record is from RefSeq and is a predicted model, not a curated record. Gene Ontology annotation, molecular function: nucleic acid binding; RNA-DNA hybrid ribonuclease activity.
AUGAUAGAGUUGUUGAAAGAAUUCAAAGAUUGUUUCGCUUGGGAUUACGAUGAGAUGCCUGGUUUGAGUCGAGACUUGGUAGAAUUACAACUACCAAUCAAAGAGGACAGAAAGCCAGUAAAGCAACUGCCCAGGAGAUUCCACCCAGACGUUCUAGCAAAGAUCAAGGAGGAAAUCGAAAGAUUGUUGCAGUGUAAGUUCAUCAGAGCGGCCAAAUAUGUUGAAUGGCUAGCCAAUGUAGUCCCAGUAAUCAAGAAGAAUUGUAAGAUGAGGGUCUGCAUAGAUUUCCGAGAUCUGAACGCUGCAACACCCAAGGAUGAAUAUCACAUGCCCAUAGCCAAAAUGAUGGUAGAUUCAGCAGCAGGCCAUGAAUACUUAAGUCUUUUAGAUGGAUAUUCUGGCUACAACCAGAUUUUUAUUGCCAAGGAGGAUGUGUCGAAAACAGCAGUUUACAUUGAUGACAUAGUGGUCAAGUCCCCCUCUAGGGAUGAACACUUGUCACACUUAAGGAAGUCAUUCGAAAAAAUGAGGAUACAUGGCCUAAAAAUGAACCCUCUUAAAUGUGCAUUUGGUGUGAUUGCAGGUGACUUUUUGGGUUUUGUGGUGCACAAGAAAGGCAUCGAAAUCAACAAGAACAAGGCCAAAGUCAUUCUCGACACAAGUCCACCAACUAGCAAGAAGCAGCUGCAGUCGCUUUUGGGCAAAGUCAAUUUCCUCAGAAGGUUUAUUGCUAACCUUAGUGAUAAAAAUAAGUUGUUCUCAUCCCUUCUUCGACUAAAGAGGGAAGACAUUUUUCGCUGGGAAGCAGAGCACCAAAAAGCAUUCGAUGAAUUAAAAACUUAUUUGGCAAACCCUCCUGUGAUGAUUCCUCCUAUAAAAGGGAAGCCAAUGAGGUUAUAUAUUUCAGCUACGGAUGAAACCAUUGGCAGCAUGUUGGCACAAGAAGACGAAGAUGGCAUCGAAAGAGCCAUAUUUUAUUUAAGUCGUGUGUUAAACGAUGCUGAAACCCGAUACACUAUGAUCGAGAAACUGUCAUUAACCGAAUAUUCACUCACUUAUGCCCCUUUAAAGGCAAUUAAGGGGCAAGCAGUAGCUGAUUUCCUGGCAGAUCACACUUUGCCUGAAGAGAUAGCUUAUGUAGGAUUACAACCGUGGAAGUUGUUUUUCGACGGCUCAAGCCAUAAGGAAGGAUCAGGAAUUGGUAUGUUCAUAGUGUCUCCGCAAGGCAUCCCAACUAAAUUCAUGUUUCGGAUUCGAGAAAGUUGCUCCAAUAACGAAGCUGAAUAUGAGGCUUUAGUCUCAGGCCUCGAAAUAUUGUUGGCCUUGGGGGCAAAGAACGUCGAAGUUAAAGGCGACUCGGAAUUGGUUGUAAAGCAACUUACUAAGGAAUAUAAAUGCGUAAGUGAAAAUUUGGCGAAAUACUACGUAAAGGCCAUGAGUUUCCUGGCCAAUUUCGACCAAGCAGGAAUUAGCUACAUACCUAGGGUAAGCAAUCAAGAAGCUAAUGAGUUAGCAAAAAUUGCUUCUGGGUACAUGAUAGAUAAACUAAAAUUGAAAGAGUUAAUUAGGAUCAAGGAAAAAUUGAGUCCUUUGGAUCUUGACGUUAUGGCUAUCGAUAACCUUACCCCCAAUGAUUGGAGAAAGCCAAUAGUCGAAUACUUGCAGAACCCUGUAGGGUCAACUAACAGAAAAGUCAUGUAUAGGGCUCUAAGUUAUACCAUCAUAGACAAUGAAUUGUUCAAAAAGAAUGUCGACGACACGUUGUUGAAAUGCUUAAGCGAGGACGACGCAUUCAUAGCUAUUGCAUCGAAUACGCAAGAGGCUGUCAAGAUUGUCAGAAACAUUCAGGAAUCCAACAUGUGCCAGCUAGCGAAUCCAACAUUCAAGCCAUGGCCCUUUAGGGGAUGGGCAAUAGAUUUAAUUGGCGAGAUUCACCCAGCCUCAUCAAGGCAGCACAGGUAUAUCAUUGUAGCAAUUGACUAUUUCACUAAAUGGGUCGAAGCCAUUCCACUACAGAGUGUGACGCAAGAAACAGUGAUCGAAUUCAUACAGAAUCACAUUGUGUAUCGUUUUGGAUUGCCGGAGUCACUCACAACGGACCAAGGCACAGUGUUCGUAGGACGCAAAGUGGCAGACUUUGCAGAAUCCUGGGGCAUCAAGCUUCUAACCUCGACCCCCUACUAUGCUCAGGAAUUCACCAAGGGAAGCGACAGGAACAACACCUUUUCGAAUGGCUUAUGGCCAAGAAGUCGUGCUACCCGCAGAAACGAAUUAGUAAAUCUCGACGAAGAAAGGAUCUUGGCGCUAGAUGUCUUAACGAGGCAAAAGGAUCGCAUAGCUAAAGCAUACAACAAGAAGGUUAGAAAUCGAUCUUUUGUCACAGGAGACUACGUAUGGAAGGUUAUUCUCCCAAUGGAUAAGAAAGAUAGGGCCUACGGAAAAUGGGCCCCCAAUUGGGAAGGGUCAUUUAAAGUCGAGAAAGCGCUAUCUAAUAAUGCCUACAUGAUUAAAGAAUUAAGCAAUCAACGUCAAUGCGUUAUGAUAAAUGGCAAGUACCUAAAAGCAUAUAAGCCAAUGUUGCAUGAAAUCAAAAUCGAAUAA